This is a messenger RNA of Paramuricea clavata, 2789 nucleotides long. The record is from the annotation of a GenBank genome assembly. NCBI's taxonomy places the organism in Eukaryota, Metazoa, Cnidaria, Anthozoa, Malacalcyonacea, Plexauridae.
AUGUCUGAUCUUAGCCUUGAUCAUAUUUUAAACCGAAAUCCUCACAUGUAUCCUCCUGCCACACAACUCACAAGUCAUGACACACCUAAAGAUAGCGGUGGAGAUACCUAAAGUUUCUGUCCUCGCGCAUAUCGCAUUACGCAUGUUGGUUGGCCCAUAGGAAGCCCAAACAAGCGGGUUUUAUUCAAUAAAAUCCGUAAUUAAAACGUUUGAGUAUGCAAUUAGCAAUUAGCCGGUCGCGCUGUGAUUUGAACUACAUAAUUAGUGACGUAUCCUACCAUAGGAAGCCCGCCAUUUUUGGGUGGCAUUUCAUUUUUUGACAAAUGAUGGUAAAUUUGCUUUGUAAAUGGUUAGUUUAUUUUGAAAAAUUGCUUUUCACAUUGUUUUAGUUGUCUGCAUUGGUUAACGAGAAUUGGAUGCCACCCAAAAAUGGCGGAUAUUCGUCAUCGUGAGAAGGCUAAUUUGCCGCGUGUUUCCUCUCUGUACUAUCUCUUCUCUGUGUUUGUGAUGAAAACCGGAAGUGGAGAUCAGUCACUGAUCUCAUUCAUCGUCUGGAUGUAGGGAAUUGCGAACCUGCAACCUGCAACCUGCAAAAUUAACCAGCCGGAUGGCGCUUGAAUAGCGCGUGGCAGUCGUCACGUGCGGAAUUGCCUUCGUAAAAAAACGCUUUGACCGGGUUCUGGGGAUUUUACCACAGAACAAGGCACACAGAAGGUCGACUCGAGUAACCGCUGCCACGCCAUGAUUCAUCAUCAAAAUGCUGACGCCAUGGUCCUAGCCAGUACGCGUUUGAGAGGCAUUCCCAUAGAGAUUAUAAAUAACACUAGAGGAGGCAUCGAGGUUAAAAAUUGGGAACGCAGCUAAUUGCAAAUUCAAGUCCCGGAUAUAAAAUCGUGCUCUGAUUGGCUGAUUUGAAACUCGUCACCAAUGGAAACACGAAUACACAUCCGGGACUUAAAUUUGCCCCCCAAUAGCCGCGUUCCCUUUUUUUGACUGAAUUAAGAUUACAAUGCCUCCUCUAGUGUUAUUUAUAAUCUCUAUGGGCAUUUCCCCCCUGGAUGUCCGCCAUUUUGAAUAAUAUCAGGGGGUGAAUGCCUCUCAAACGUGCAUUGGAUAGGAACUGUGAUAAUGCUUCCCAAAUUCUUUCAUCCAGCUCUAUACAAUUUCGAGAUCUUAUACAAGACUUCUUUCUGGAACAAGUUAACCCGUUUCCAACUAGAUCAAAGAACGUCCUUGAUCUUAUCCUCACUAACAUUCCUGAAUCAGUCACUGAUAUCUCGUGCGUAUUACCAAAAUCAAUGGACCUCUUUAGUGACCAUAAUCUCCUUUUUUUCGAAUUCAAAGUAUUCGCCAAGUUAUCUUCCUCUGACACGCGAACUGUCCUGGAUUACCGUUCAGCAGAUUGGGAGGGUUUGCACAGAACUCUUUCGUCGAUAAAUCUCUCUCCAUCGACAGUUUCAGAUAAAUUGGAUAUCGACAAACCUGGAAAAGCUGGUACGAUAGUUUUAUGAACGCUGUGUAUCAUCAUAUUCCGACCAAAUCCUUAAGAAACGCAAAUCUCCUCUUUGGUUUGACAGUGAAAUCCACCACCUGUUGAAUAAAAAAGAAACGGCUAGAAGAAAAGCUAAACUGAAGAGCACGAGUCACAGUCUGUGGGAAAAUUUCCGACACCUUCGACGUUCGUGUAAGUCACUUACAAUAACUCGAAAGCGAAAAGAAUACUUCCAGUCUUUGCCUGGUGUUAUGAAAUCAAAUAAGAGACGGUACGGUUUUGGUCGUUAUUCAAAUCGGUUUCAAGUUCAUCAAGCGUUUCUAGUAAAAUUACCUGGAAGCGCGAUGAUGGGACUGUUACAGCAUCAAAUCCGGAAGAAACUGCAAAUCUCUUAAACAACUAUUUUUAUUCUAUGUUUAAUCAACCUCUUUCUCAAGAAGAUUACGAUGCUCAUCCAGUCCCGAACACAACAUCCUGCAAUCCAUUAAGUGAUAUCACAAUUUCACCUGAUGACGUUAGACGUAUUCUUCUUUCUCAAGAUGACAACAAAGCUACAGGUCCAGACAGAAUUCCAGCUACAUUGCUCAAGUAUUGUGCUCCCUAUAUAUCUUCAUCGCUUAGUGAUCUCUUCAACAAAAGUUUGAGUUCUGGCAAAAUCCCAGUAGAAUGGAAGAUCUCCAACAUAAUACAUAUUCCUAAAGGUGGUGUAAAGAACGAUGUUUCGAACUUCCGACCAAUAUCUUUACUUCCCAUAGUUUCUAAAGUCCUAGAACGUUGCAUCUAUGAUCAAAUUGUCAACCAUGUGUCAAGUCAGCUGCAUAACCUUCAAUUUGGGUUUCUCAGGGGAAGGUCUACCACGUCACAGCUGCUACAAGUUCUUCAUGAAAUUGGGAAAUUGCUUGACCAAAGAAUGCAAACUGAUAUUCUUUAUCUUGAUUUCUCAAAAGCUUUUGACAAAAUUGAUCAUAAGCUUCUACUCAAAAAACUAAGUAACUUUGGAAUUUGUGGAAACCUGCUUAAUUGGUUUCAAAACUACCUUACAAACCGCCAUCAGAAACUCACCGUCCUAAGCAAGACAUCGUGUCCAAUCCCCGUACUAUCAGGUGUUCCUCAAGGUUCAAUACUUGGACCUCUUUUGUUUCUUAUGUACGUGAAUGACUUACCUCAACAGACCACGACAUCGUCCGUAGACCUGUUUGCUGAUGACACCAAGUGCUAUCGUGCAAUAAGUAAACCCCAGGACUUUAGGGAUGUCCAGUGCGAUUUUGAUAGAAUCAACAAGUGGUGUCAAGUAUGA